Messenger RNA from Theobroma cacao (cacao), 1495 nucleotides. RefSeq names its product nudix hydrolase 11-like. Gene Ontology annotation, biological process: coenzyme A catabolic process. Gene Ontology annotation, molecular function: coenzyme A diphosphatase activity. Lineage: Eukaryota; Viridiplantae; Streptophyta; Magnoliopsida; Malvales; Malvaceae. The record is from RefSeq and is a predicted model, not a curated record.
GUAUAAGCUCGAUAUUAACAAAGUUUCUCUUCUCUUAACUGUGUUUAGUUCUUAGCAUUACUGUUAUAUAUCCGUUAAUGCUUUGAACAGAACAUAUCACAGUAUAGUUCUGUAUAUAUGUUGCAGAGCUUGUAAACAUGGCUCGUAUUCCUCCAUCUAUGAGCAUAGAAACUGAGAUGGAAUGCGGAAGAAAGGAGGUUGUAGGCAGCCAGACGCUCCAAAGGAUUGCAGAACAGCUUCAAUGGUACAAAACACCUAGUCUGAUUGAAGAAUUGGAAAACGUUACCGGUCGUAAUAUGGGCUCAAAAUUUGGGAUCAUGGAUCAUGUAGAAGGUGAAAAUGGGCUGUUUACUCAUGCAAACUGGAGGAAGAGGAGAGCAGCUGUCCUGAUAUGCCUCUUUGAGGGCAAGCAAGGCGAGCUACGCGUUAUUCUCACCAAGAGAUCGAUGAAGUUAUCAUCACACCCAGGUGAUGUAGCAUUGCCAGGUGGAAAGAUGGAGGAAGGAGAUGAUGAUGACUCUGCUACUGCAUUAAGAGAAGCUAUGGAAGAGAUUGGCUUGGACUCAUAUUUGGUUCAAGUAGUUGCCAAGUUAGAGCCCUUCAUCUCCCAGAACCAACUGAGGGUUGUUCCUGUGGUAGGCCUACUUGCCAAGAUAGAAGACUUCAGUCCUGUGCUUAACUGUGAUGAGGUUGAUGCUGUUUUUGAUGUCCCGCUGGAAAUGUUUCUCAAGGUAGAUAAUCAUAGAUGUGAAGAAAGGGCAUGGAAAAGUUGGAAGUAUGUUUUCCAUUGUUUCGACUGCGAAACAGAGCAAGGAGCUUUUACAAUCUGUGGUUUGACGGCAAGCAUUCUUAUUAGAGCAGCCUCUGUUGUCUACCAGCAGAUUCCAUGUUUCUCUAGCAAUCUCCCUGACUUUCAACAGCUGCAAAGGGCUUUGAGUAAUGCAGCAUAAUAUACUUUGUACUUCGGUCGGUUCAAAACUGCGUAAGCAUGAGGCAACCAGUAACCAAAACUCGAUGUCUUGAUGUUUCCAUAGCUGUGAAUCAAUAUACUAGGCUAAUUUUAUUGAAUAACAUAAAUUCUAUACCAGAAAGCAAUUCUGCCACGGCAUCUCAGAAACUGCUUACAGUCUUCAGCCAUUUGUUGUUCUCAAACUUUGAGAGUGAAAGAUGACAUGAGCUGGUUAUCAAAUAUAAAUGGUUGCGUAACUUGCCAAGUAAUCAUUCUUUCUUGUUUUUCUUUAGAAUGACACCAAAGACCAUCUGACUUGCAUUGGAAAUGACACUGAAGCUUCAAUCGAACGAGCUUGGUCUUUCUGCAACAGGCAAUUUGUUAAAUAGCAGAUGGGAUUUGCCAAAUUUUCAUGUGCAAAAUGCUACUUUGCUCAUCAGUUCCUUUAGCUUUUCUAGCAUCUCUUUCACCCAUCCAAUUUGAACGCAGCUUUGCGAUACUAUGCCCACCUAUUUUCCUUUCCUUGAUUAGAUUGCAGUUGCAUCA